Ostrea edulis (European flat oyster) is the source of this 1266-nucleotide messenger RNA. RefSeq names its product matrix metalloproteinase-19-like. Gene Ontology annotation, cellular component: extracellular matrix. Gene Ontology annotation, molecular function: metalloendopeptidase activity; zinc ion binding. Lineage: Eukaryota; Metazoa; Mollusca; Bivalvia; Ostreida; Ostreidae. Gene Ontology annotation, biological process: proteolysis. The annotation marks the transcript as partial. The record is from RefSeq and is a predicted model, not a curated record. The transcript is spliced from 8 exons.
AAAUUAAAUAUUCGUUUCAUUGAAGUUCUGGUGUGGAGAAAGGACAAUCUUACAUGGGGUUUUGAGAAAUAUUCUAGGAGACUCAGACCCUUUUUACAAUGGAAAACAUUCCAAAAGGCGCUUAGAAUAUGGUCUAAACAUUCCAGCCUACGAUUCCGAUAUUCCAGGGAAAAUCCAGAUAUUCAAAUCUUAUUUGCCAGAUUGGAUCAUGGAGAUGGUGCAUACAAUGCUUUCGAUGGACAAGGAAGCACUCUAGCACACGCCUUUAAACCAAGCAAUGGUGGAACGCACUUCGAUGACGACGAGAGGUGGACGUUAGCUAGCGAGAACUCUGCAAAAGACCAGAUUCACCUACCCACGGUGGUUCUGCAUGAGAUUGGGCAUACUCUUGGUCUGGGGCAUUCUUCUGACUACACGUCGGUUAUGUCGCCCUUUUUUACAACAAUAAAAACGAAACUAACACCUGUGGACAUCUCUAUGUUACGUGCUCUUUACGGUCAAAGAAGGCUAAAACCGCCAGAACGGAAAAUUGAAAUAUCUACAAACACAGUAAAACCACCAACAAAAGAGGAAAUAGACAAUGCCAUAGGUGUUUGCGAGGGCAUCAGUGACCUCACCACUGUGCGGAAUAGAAAUAGACAAGUUCUUCAUAUUUUUGGUGGAAACUUAACAUUUCGAGUCAGUUCUUCUGGUAGGAAAUUACAACCCCCUCGAUGGACUUCUAGUCUCUACAACGGUGUCCCUGGUGACGUUGAUGCUGUUAGCUUUUACAAGAAAACUCGGACACAAUACUUCUUCAAAGGACAUAACGUAUGGAAAGUUAUCAAACAUCGAAUAGCUCAGGGUUACCCUAAGACUGUAAAAAUGCACACCCUACACGAGGUUCCACGUGCAAGUGUUACCGUCACCAUUUGGCAUUCCAGUAGAAUUUUUAUAUUUGGGACACAUACAUUUUGGGAUUGGAAUCCGUGGUUAGACGAUGUCGUGACUAAACCUAAACCAAUACACCGAUACUGGCACGGACUCCCAGACAAUAUCGACGCCGCCAUGCAGUGGAGAGAUCAGUAUGUUUACUUCUUCAAAGGGCUCAAGUAUUAUAAAGUACACCCCAGCAGAAGAAUGGUUAUGUCUGGGUAUCCUAAACCAAUGCCUCCGCCAUGGCUGAAACAAUUUUGUCAUAAUAAUGGUAGAUGAAAUUAAGAGUUUUGAAUGGCGUGUGCUAAAUUAUGUAAUUCUGUCUAUAAUGAAUAAUUACAUUUCCUGUGU